UUUGUCCUCGAGACCCUUAUACAUGCCAAGGAAAAGCCGACCAUGCUGCAGUGGAUAGAGCUACUGACCAAACAGUUUAACACAUGUCCUUCAGCGUGUGAGUGGUUCCUCGACCACAUGGCCGAGAGUGACUGGUGGCCGAUACAGAUCCUCAUCAAGUGUCCAAACCAGAUGGUCAGACAGAUGUUCCAGCGACUGUUGAUACAUGUGAUCUCCCAGUUACGGUCAGCUCACAUGGACUUGUACCUACAGCCGUUCAUUGAGGGUGACGACGGUGAGAUAGAUGUAUCGGAGUUGGGCACCAAGUCCUGUGUGACCAGGUUCAUCAAGAAGAUGCUGACAAUUAUUGAGCAUGGUGUGCGUCCCCACAGUAAGUACCUGACUGAGUACUUUGCCUUCCUGUUGGAGUUUGCAAAGAUGGGAGAUGAGGAGUGUUUCUUCCUUAUUAACAGUAAUGCCAUCUCUACUAUGAUUGGUUUCUACAUGGGACAGAAGGCUCAGGAAAACUAUGUGGAGAUCCCAUCAGAUGAUGAGGAGGAUGAGGUGAUUACAAUCACUGAUGAUAACUAUAAGCCAAUGUCACUGGAAAAGAUGAUCACACUGAUAGCUCUACUGGUGGAGAAGUCUCGUAGCGAGGACAACCAGCUUCACAUUUCUGAUAAAGACUAUAACUCUGUUAUUGGAGGAAAG
Messenger RNA from Mizuhopecten yessoensis (Yesso scallop), 690 nucleotides. RefSeq names its product ubiquitin carboxyl-terminal hydrolase 34-like. The transcript has 6 exons. The record is from RefSeq and is a predicted model, not a curated record. The annotation marks the transcript as partial. NCBI's taxonomy places the organism in Eukaryota, Metazoa, Mollusca, Bivalvia, Pectinida, Pectinidae.